Messenger RNA from Miscanthus lutarioriparius, 360 nucleotides. Lineage: Eukaryota; Viridiplantae; Streptophyta; Magnoliopsida; Poales; Poaceae. The record is from the annotation of a GenBank genome assembly.
AUGGCCAACUACCGCUACCCAAAUCUGACAAUAAUCAACGAAUCAGACCUCCACGACGCCAACCCAAAUUUCUUCAGCAAUACAAUCCAGCAGCAAUUCCAGGUGGACAUCGACGUACAAGAUAUAUCAAAGUAUGGUGUUGACUACUUCAUACGAGCACACUCAUCGGAUGCAAGUGCCCGCAUGCUUGCCAGAGGCUUCGCUAAUGUUUCCACCUACACACUGACACUCAUGCCAUGGACCCCAGACUACGGUUCCACAACGGUGCCUCUGCACACUCAGGAUCAUCAGAUCUUGCUACCGCGCACCGAGAGGAAGUCCGCGAGCAAUACUACGCCUACACAGGUUAGUGCCCUAUGA